ACGGUAAGUGAGGUGCAAAAACAAAAACCCUCGUGUAGUUUGCUCUUCGCUCACACCACUCUGUGUUCUUCGUCUUCGUGCAUCACUUUAUAGUUAGAGUCGGUUAACAAUUUUGCCACAGCUGCAUAAUCAUCAAGUUUAGCUAUUAUUUCUGAUAGGUACUGACUCAUCAGCGAGGUUUAGCAUUGUGUGCAGAGUGCUACAACAGACCCAUCAUGGUUGUGGGUCUCAAACACGAUCAGUUCAGUGGGGGCAACAAGGUACAGAGUGACCCUUUGGAUGACUCUGGCUUUGACCAAAGGAUCCUAACUGCUCCUAUAAAAUCUGCUGUUGACAAGUUCCAGCUUCUUCCCGAGUUCCUCAAGGUUAGGGGAUUGGUGAAGCAACAUUUGGAUUCCUUUAACUAUUUUGUUAGGACUGGGAUAAGGAAAAUUGUUCGGGCUAACAAUCUUAUGGUGGCAAGUAGGUACCAGCAUAUAUAUGUAAGGUUUUCAAAUGUCAGAAUUGGUAAACCAUCAAGAACAGUUGAGGGUAUUACUGAGGAACUUACUCCACAAAUGUGCCGCUUAAGUGACCAAACGUAUGCGGCUCCAAUAUAUGUUGAUGUUGAGUACACACAAGGAAGUCACGAUAACCCAACAAAAGAAAGAAGGCCUGGUGUUGUUAUUGGAAGUAUGCCUAUUAUGCUGCGGAGUUGUUGUUGUGUCUUGUAUGGGAGAGAUGAAGCUGAACUUGCUAAACUCGGUGAGUGCCCCCUUGAUCCUGGAGGAUAUUUUGUAAUCAAAGGGACUGAGAAGGUGAUUUUGAUACAAGAGCAACUGUCAAAGAAUAGAAUAAUUAUAGACACUGACAAGAAAAAAAACAUUACUGCAUCUGUUACAUGCAGCACGGAGAAAAUAAAAACAAAAACUGUUAUUGUGAUGGAAAAUGAGAAGCUGUGGUUACAAUUGAAUCAAUUUCCUAAGAAGGUUCCUCUUAUGGUAGUUAUGAAAGCUAUGGGGAUGGAGAGUGAUCAAGAAGUUAUACAGAUGGUUGGAAGAGAUCCUCGUUACAGUUUGCUACUGUUGCCCUCUAUUGAGGAAUGUACAAAAUGUAAGGUAUAUACGCAAGAGCAAGCAUUAGAAUACCUUGAUUCAAAGGUAAAACGUCCCAUGUAUUCAAACAAUUCAGCUGAAAAGGAAGGAAGAGCUUUUUCUGUCCUAAGAGAUGUAUUUCUUGCAAAUGUGCCUGUGGAUCAAGAUAAUUUUCGGCAGAAAUGUAUAUAUGUUGCUGUUAUGAUGAGACGCAUACUGGAUGCAAUUUUAAAUCAAGAUGCUAUGGAUGACAAGGAUUAUGUGGGAAACAAGCGGUUGGAGUUAUCUGGCCAGUUAAUAUCUCUGCUUUUUGAGGAUCUCUUUAAGUCAAUGACAACCGAGCUUAAGAAUUUGACUGACAAAUUGUUAGAUAAACCAGACAAGGCUAAGAACAUCGACAUAAGUAAGAAUCUUGUUCGUUUGGGGGAUACCAUCAGUCUUGGUCUGGAGAGGACUCUGUCCACUGGAAAUUUUGAAAUUAAGAGGUUUAGAAUGGAAAGGAAAGGAAUGACACAGGUGUUGCAAAGGUUAUCGUUUAUUGGUGCUUUGGGCCACAUGACAAGAGUCUCACCACAGUUUGAGAAGUCAAGGAAAGUAAGUGGACCUAGAGCUUUGCAGCCUAGUCAGUGGGGCAUGCUUUGUCCUUGUGAUACCCCUGAAGGUGAGUCUUGUGGACUAGUGAAGAACUUGGCUUUGAUGACUCAUGUUACUACCGAUGAAGAGGAAGCCCCCUUGAUUUCUCUGUGCUAUUAUUUGGGUGUUGAAGACACGGGACGUCUCUCUGCCGAGGAGCUUCAUACACCAGAUUCCUUUCUUGUCAUUUUUAAUGGUUUGAUUCUUGGCAAACAUAGGAGGCCACAGCGUUUUGCUGCUGCAAUUAGAAAGUUACGUAGAGCUGGUAAAAUUGGCGAGUUUGUGAGCGUCUAUGUCAACGAUAAGCAGCAAUGUGUCUACUUAGCUUCUGAUGGUGGCAGAGUUUGCCGUCCCCUUGUCAUUGCAGACAAGGGAAUAUCAAGAAUCAAACAGCAUCAUAUGAAAGAGUUAAUGGAUGGAGUUCGCACAUUUGAUGAUUUUUUACGAGAUGGGUUGCUUGAGUAUCUUGAUGUUAAUGAAGAAAACAAUGCUUUGAUUGCUUUAUAUGAAGGAGAUGCCACGCCAGAAACUACUCACAUUGAGAUUGAGCCUUUUACUAUAUUGGGAGUUAUUGCGGGGUUAAUUCCAUAUCCUCAUCAUAAUCAGUCACCUAGAAACACAUAUCAGUGUGCAAUGGGGAAGCAAGCUAUGGGAAAUAUAGCAUUUAAUCAGCUACGCCGGAUGGAUAGCUUGCUUUACCUACUGGUUUAUCCUCAACGACCUUUGCUUACAACAAAGACAAUUGAGCUGGUUGGAUAUGAUAAGCUUGGAGCUGGUCAAAAUGCCACAGUAGCUGUAAUGAGCUAUAGUGGUUAUGAUAUAGAAGAUGCCAUUGUCAUGAACAAGGCAUCUCUUGAUCGUGGGUUUGGUCGUUGUAUUGUUAUGAAGAAGUAUAGUGCCAUCAUUCAGAAACAUUCCAAUCGCACAUCAGACCGAAUACUUCGGCCCAAUAGAGCUGCAGACACUGCAGGACGCAUGCAGAUACUUGAUAAUGAUGGUAUUGCCGCUCCAGGGGAAAUCCUUAGGCCAAAUGACAUCUAUAUCAAUAAGGAAUCACCUAUUGAUACACGUACUCCAAUUACAGGAUCUGCUGCAAAUUUGCCUGAUAGUGCAUAUCGGUCCAAUGCACAAUCAUUCAAGGGUCAUGGAGGGGAAGUAGUUGAUAGGGUGGUUCUAUGCCCUGAUAAGGAUAACAACAUGUGUAUCAAAUUUCUUAUUCGUCACACUCGUAGGCCUGAGCUUGGUGAUAAAUUUAGCAGCAGACAUGGGCAAAAAGGUGUUUGUGGAACUAUUGUCCCGCAAGAAGACUUUCCAUUUUCUGAGAAAGGCAUUUGUCCUGAUCUGAUUAUGAAUCCUCAUGGUUUCCCAAGUCGAAUGACUGUUGGAAAGAUGAUAGAGCUUCUUGGAGGGAAAGCAGGGGUUUCAUGUGGCAGGUUUCACUAUGGCAGUGCUUUUGGGGAAAGAAGUGGUCAUGCUGACAAGGUUGAAACCAUAAGUGAAACUCUUGUCAGUAAAGGAUUCAACUACAGUGGGAAAGAUUUCAUUUAUUCAGGUAUUACAGGUUGCCCAUUGCAAGCAUAUAUUUUUAUGGGUCCAAUUUACUACCAGAAAUUAAAACAUAUGGUGCUUGAUAAGAUGCAUGCUCGUGGUAGUGGUCCUCGUGUCAUGCUAACUAGACAGCCUACAGAAGGGAGAGCUAGAAAUGGAGGUCUUCGUGUUGGAGAAAUGGAACGGGAUUGCUUGAUUGCGUAUGGUGCUAGUAUGUUAAUUUAUGAGCGACUCAUGUUGUCUAGUGAUCCUUUUGAAGUCCAGGUGUGUACAGCGUGUGGAUUGUUAGGGUAUUAUAACCACAAGCUGAAAACUGGUAUUUGUUCAUCUUGUAAGAAUGGAGACAAGAUUUCUACCAUGAAGCUGCCAUAUGCAUGUAAACUCAUGAUUCAGGAACUCCAAUCAAUGAAUAUUGUUCCUCGCUUAAAGCUGGCAGAUGCGUGAGUUUGCGGAACCCAAAUGCUUCUGUUUAGAUGAAUACUAGGCAGAAAAACUGUGAUUGCCACUAUUUGUAAAUUUCUAUUGAUCCUUUGUAUAUAUUAGCCUUUGCUCACUCCUCCCUCACCCCUCCUUUUUGACUCUUAAAAAAGUUGCAAAACUAUUACAUUUUGUUGCAUGAUGUAGAAAAACAAGAAAACAUUUAUUUAAAUUUUUUUUUAUACAAAAACUGAAUUUGACGGUGUGA
This is a messenger RNA of Cajanus cajan (pigeon pea), 3939 nucleotides long. The record is from RefSeq and is a predicted model, not a curated record. NCBI's taxonomy places the organism in Eukaryota, Viridiplantae, Streptophyta, Magnoliopsida, Fabales, Fabaceae.